AUGACUGUCAAGAUCUACGGAGCUGUCCAGGCUGAAUGCACACAGCGCAUCGUAAUGGUGUGCUACGAGCUUAACAUCCCAUUCGAGCUCGUCUUUGUCGAUCUUCCCCACUUCGAGCACAAGAAACCCGAAUGGAUCAACAAUAUGCAGCCGUUCGGACAGAUUCCUGUUCUUGACGAAGAUGGCUUCCGCAUGCACGAGAGUCGUGCCAUCUGCCGUUACCUCACAGAGAAGUUCGGCGAUGGAAAGCUCCUCCCGCGUGAACUCAAGGAACGCGGAAAGUUCGAACAAGCCGCCUCUGUCGAACAAGGUUACUUCAACACACCUGCACACAUCAUUGUCAGGGAGAGACUCUUCAAGAGUGUGAUGAAGCUCCCAAUCGACGAGGAACAAGCUAACGAGGCUGAGAAGACGUUAAGGUCAAAUUUGCAAGGUUAUGAACGGACUUUGAGCAAGCAGAAGUAUCUUGCUGGGGAUGAACUAACGCUCGCAGACCUCUUCCACCUCCCCAUCGGAACUAUAAUCGGGAAAGUCGGCAUCGAUGCUCUGACUUCUCAGGAUACACCUAACGUUGCGAGAUGGUGGAACGAAAUAUUCUCCAGACCAUCUUGGCAAGCCGUUCUUGCCGACCUGGAGAAGGCUGGACCGUUCAAAUUUGAUUGA
Molecule: messenger RNA, 663 nt
Organism: Fomitiporia mediterranea MF3/22
Lineage: Eukaryota; Fungi; Basidiomycota; Agaricomycetes; Hymenochaetales; Hymenochaetaceae
Product: glutathione S-transferase
Exons: 5
Coding region: 1-663 (220 amino acids)
Cellular component (GO): cytoplasm
Molecular function (GO): glutathione binding; glutathione transferase activity
Source: RefSeq, a predicted model, not a curated record